Messenger RNA from Blastomyces dermatitidis ER-3, 297 nucleotides. RefSeq lists its product as uncharacterized. Lineage: Eukaryota; Fungi; Ascomycota; Eurotiomycetes; Onygenales; Ajellomycetaceae. The transcript has 3 exons. Bases 1 to 297 code for a protein of 98 amino acids. The record is from RefSeq and is a predicted model, not a curated record.
AUGAAAUCAUUCACAGUGGGCAUCACUGCUCACAAUCAUGUCUUCACUCUUCUCAGCUCUGCCACUGCAUCUGAUCUUCAGAUCAGCGGCCAACCCCCUGUCUUUCUCAGGCCAGUCUCUGGCUUUAAGCAGUGCAGUUCUUCUCUUUGCUUGUCUUCUGCAGUUCUGCAGGCCUACAAUCACCUCUCUUCUGUUCAUACAAUCUCUGACCAGGCAUAUGUGAAUAUGCCUAGAUUUUCUAUCAAUGAUUCUCACGCCGCAGCACAUUUCCACAAUCUCAUUGCUAAUGAGAGAUGA